GAAUGUUGCAGUGUGCGUGGUGCUCAAUAGUGAACAAGAAAAAGUUUCGUUGCUGCUGCUGGAAAUUUGCUUUUUAAAAUAUAAUAAUUUGCAGAAUUAAACAGAUUUUUUAAGUCUCUUUGAAUUGGACAAGGCAGUUUUUCAUCAUGGGAAAAAUGAAAAAGAAAUACGAGUCCGGUGAGGCAUCUCAAUACCUCACGAGGAAACAUGCCCUGAGGAAACUCCAGCUCAGCUUGAAGGCGUUUCGAAAACUUUGCAUUCUGAAAGGAAUUUAUCCACGUGAACCCAAGAAUCGGAAGCGGGCACAAAAGGGAGCAACAGACAAGAAGACGCUGUACCUCAAAAAAGACGUUCAGUUUCUGCUGCAUGAACCAAUCGUAUGGAAACUGAGAGAACACAAAGUAUACCUCCGGAAAAAGUCCAGGGCUAAAGCACUCAGGGACAAGGAAGGACUGAAAAGAAUCGUUGAUAACAAACCCACCUACAAACUGGAUCAUAUUGUUCGAGAACGAUAUCCAACAUUCAUUGACGCCAUCCGAGAUCUUGAUGACUGUCUUACAUUGUGCUUUCUCUUCUCAACCUUUCCAAGUUUGCGAUUCGUCCCUGGACAUGUGUCUCGCUUGUGCAGAAGGCUGACGGUGGAGUUUCUACACUACGUCAUUGAAGCUAGGGCUCUACGCAAAGUUUUUGUCUCUAUCAAGGGAUAUUAUUAUCAAGCCGAAAUCAAAGGUCAAACAAUCACAUGGAUCGUGCCACAUAACUUUGCCUUUCAGCCGCAAUCAUCGGAAUCAGUAGAUUUCCGGAUUAUGGCUACAUUUGUAGAAUUCUACUCUACACUGUUAGGAUUCAUCAACUUUCGUCUCUUCAAUGCUUUGAAUCUUUUCUAUCCUCCAAAGCUGGUGAAUCCCAAAGGACAAAGUGAGGAGCUUAACGAGACAAACAAGUUGAACUGGGACAAUGAAGAAGAUUUGGUUGGAGAAAGGGUGGCCGCACUGAACCAGUCUUUGUUGAAGGUGGCAAUCCCUCCCGUAGAAGAAGCGGAAUUAGAAAUGGACGAAUUCCCUGUUACUGGGGAUGCCGAAAAAGUUGCUCAGUUGAAGAGAGACGCUGAACGUGUCAAGUUUUUGAAGAACAUGUUUUCAGGGAUGAAGUUUUUUCUGAGUCGUGAAGCUCCUCGCGAAUCACUUACUUUCGCCAUCAGAUCCGUUGGUGGCGAGGUUUCAUGGGACGCUCAGCUAUUUCCUGGAGCUACGUUCAGUGAGUAUGAUGAAUCUAUCACACAUCAAAUUGUGGACAGAGACAACCAAACCAAGCAGUACUUGUCACGAUACUACGUUCAACCUCAAUGGAUUUUUGACUGCAUCAACGCCCGUGCCGUGCUUCCAGUAGAGAAAUAUUUUCCAAGUGCCGUAUUGCCACCACACAUGUCACCCUUCCUCACCGAACGGGAGGGUGAUUACAUGCCCCCUGAGAAGAAAAAGUUUUUGGACAUGGAGAAAGGAAUCAUUGCUCCGUCCGAAGGUUUUGUUAAUGCUGGUGCAACCACUAAUGAUAAUGAAGAUGAAAAUGACUCCGACGAUGACGAUGAUGAAGAUAUUGGAAGUGUGGAUGACGACGAGGAGGAGGACGACGACGAUGCCGGCACAGAGGAUGAGGCAGAAGAAGACGAAGAUCUAGAUGAGGACGAACAGCGUUUGAAUGCAUUAAAGAAGCAAAUGAAAGUGACCAAAGGAGAAGCCGAGAUUGAAGACGAACUGAAAAAACGAGACGACGAGAGCAAGGAACAGUGGAAACUUCGGUGCAUGAUGAUCAGAAACAAGCAUAAGCGACUCUACAAAAAAAUGAUGGACAGUCGAAGAAGACGGCGAAAAGAGGCUGAUCGUCUAACGAAUAAACGGCAAAAUAUUGAAAAGGAAGCAAAUAAAAAGUCCAAGAAGAAGCAAAAGGCAUAAAAAUUAAUAUAAUAUUAUAAUUUCGUUAUCUAUUUAUAGGAUUUUCGCAAAAUUUCACAACUUUUUUUGUCCCUUUUUGCUAUAAAAUAUUAUUACUGACUCGCAUUAUUAUUGGUUGGAUAAUAAAUGUAUGCAAAUAAAUAUAGAUAGAUACAUCAA
Molecule: messenger RNA, 2111 nt
Organism: Folsomia candida
Lineage: Eukaryota; Metazoa; Arthropoda; Collembola; Entomobryomorpha; Isotomidae
Product: pescadillo homolog
Exons: 3
Coding region: 147-1952 (601 amino acids)
Biological process (GO): maturation of LSU-rRNA from tricistronic rRNA transcript (SSU-rRNA, 5.8S rRNA, LSU-rRNA); ribosome biogenesis
Cellular component (GO): PeBoW complex; nucleolus
Molecular function (GO): RNA binding
Source: RefSeq, a predicted model, not a curated record